This is a messenger RNA of Sugiyamaella lignohabitans, 735 nucleotides long. RefSeq lists its product as uncharacterized. NCBI's taxonomy places the organism in Eukaryota, Fungi, Ascomycota, Dipodascomycetes, Dipodascales, Trichomonascaceae. The transcript has a single exon. The coding region runs from base 1 to 735 and encodes 244 amino acids. The record is from RefSeq and is a predicted model, not a curated record.
AUGAACCGCCAAAUAAAUAAUGGGUUUCCUGGAUCACCAGAUUUACAGCCGGUGUCAACUACGACUACACAGAACUAUGGCGCAAGGACAAGUUCAAAUCUAGGUGAUAUGGAUAGGCUGUACCAAGAAAGCUACUUUGCUUACAAUCAUCCUCAUUCUCUGACUGCCACAACCACUGGAGGUGGCGGUAUUGGUGUCGGAGCCAGCAGUACUGGUAAUGGAGCCCCUUUAGUUCCGGGAUUUGAAGACAGAGAAGGUAGAAGUGGGUUAAUGCGAAGUCAGUCGCCACCACGUGAACCACCGUUUAAUACACAUGGAGUACAUCCGGCGGUAGAAGGUCAGAUUCCGUCUGUAAAGCCUGUUGUGAACUCCCACGACAGAUUAUGGUCUGAGGUAGAUGUGCUAGAUGAUGCAGCAGACCUGGCUAGUCGUGUCAAGGCAAAUGGUAGCUUCUUUGGCCCAGCUCAUUCUAAAGCAUUGGAUCAACUACGACACGCACAAGUUGAGCUGGCUCAAAUGACUGCUGAAGCCGAAAAACAACAGGACCGAGCAAAAUAUCGUGUCUUGUGGGAAAAGAGUGAUUUGGAAUCGUUACGAACCGCUCUUUUUGACGAAGAGCAUUUUCAGCAGCUAAGCUUGCAUGUUGACAACACAGCCAGAAAACUGGAUGAAGUAGCUGAGCUUAUGAAAGCAGUAGACGAACAAAGCCGAGAGUUCUGGAGUACUCUGAAUUGA